AUGAACACGCCGGCCCCUGUCAAGGCGGCGCCCUUGCCUCGCCCGUAUCGCGACUUCCUGACCCCGUCGUUGCAUAGAAGAUUCACGAGUGCUGCCCUGAUUGGACUGGCAGCAUGCUGGCUCGUCUCUAUCCCCAUGGCCAGCCCCAGCCUGUUCUGGUCCUGGUUCCCUCUGGGUCCUGCUGGCGUUCGCACUCUCUUCCUCUUCAUCUCGUCUCUCUCCAUCUUCGUCCUCCGAGUCGCUCAACUGCACUUUGGCCCGCGAACCACAAUCUCGACCUUUGAGUCUUUCUGGUCCUACCUAGUGUCCAAGAACACCAUCCUGACCUGCUUCUGGUACUCUCUCUCGGCCUUCCUCUUUGCAGAGCUCUACAUCUUCACCACUGCCAAAGACGCCAAUCUUGCAUGGAUCGAUCCUGGCAGGUACGUCCACCAAACUCGCUCCUUCUGUGCGCGCGCUGACCCCUGUAGAUCCUACGAACGCCCCAAGCUGAAUGAGCGUCCCAUCCUGCUCCGCUCCCAAUUCCUCUUUCUCGCCCUGGCCCAAUCUGCCAUCCAUCUCUACAAGGACUAUGACCUGAUCCGCCUGCCGCAAUCUCCAGUCAAGAGCUCGCCAGUCAUGCAGCUGAAGGAUGAAAUCAAGAACAUUACCGCCCACACUGCAAAGCUCGUCACGCUCACCUGCUUGUUUGGCCCCUUCUUCUACUUUGCCGUCUGGCGAAACUUGGCUUGGGCCCUGGCCUUCAAGAUCGGACGAUCCUUGUUCUUCCUGCCCAAAUCUACGAGACCCGCAGGUCUGACCGACCCCUUCUCUCUUAUCGCGCGCUUCCUCUGGUCUUCGAUGCUUCUGGUCGCUUUGUGGGAGCUGUCCAACCGUGCCUUUACUAUCUACACUGCUCAAGAACCCGUCAAGAAGGGCAAGCCUCUGACUGCCGACUCGAAAGAUCCCAACGGUAGUCUGAUCGCUGGAUUGAAGGCGAAGAAGGAAAUCCCCAAAACUAUGGCUUUUUGGGAGCUUGCCAUGAUCACCAAAAAGUUUGAGGAUCGCAGAAAGACUCUGUUUGCUGAGCUUGACAGAAAAGGCGGAUCUACCUGGUCUCAAAUCUCUGGUACUUGUUUGAUCGAGAUACAAUCCGUCAUUCAGCGCAUCCAAGACUCGCAAGCGGCCGUUCCUAACACACCCGAACAACCUCCUCAGCCAAUUCAGACACUUCCGAAGAUCUCGUCCCGCCCUGUCAGGGAGGACGCCAUCUUCAUGGCACCACCGCCACCCUCGACCGGCCUGCAAGCUUUCGAAAGUUCUGUUGGCUUGGUCGCUAGAUCCUACGGCCAAUCUCAUGGCGCAACUAAUCCUGUCAGCCCACGGGCACAGAAAUUGCUCGAGUAUGGUGCUGAUCGCAUCCUCACCAAGGAACAGCAAGAACAGCUUGGCUGCGCUGGCAUGGUCAAUAACGCGAACGGUCUGAUCUCUUGGCUCAUUGCAACACCACUCGGCAUGCCCUUCCGCCAAUCCUUUGCCCGUCGCAUCAAUGCGACUGUGUUUGGUGUGCCAUUCAGCACUGGCGCCAUCAUCACAAACGCUGUACAAGCCGUUUGUGGUCUUGCCGUCGCCAGCUUGAAGGAAGAUAACCUUGGCCAAGUGCAANAAGACAUCUCGACCAUUGUGCGCACUCUUAUCAUCACCACACAGCAAAUCCAACUUUUCGUCCGAAACCUGCCACCGCAUUGGACAGACGUGGACUUUGAUGGCAAUCGCCAAGUCCCAGAAGUUGAAGAGUUGUUGAAAGUUUUGCGUGAUGGCUUGCACGAGAUUGUCGUCACUUUCGGCGAGUAUGCAGGUAAUCUGGGACUUUCAAGGUCCGAGAUAAUGAUUGCUAGAGACUUGGCGGGCAGAGGUCCUGAAAUGGAGUCUGUAAAAUAA
Aureobasidium uvarum is the source of this 1920-nucleotide messenger RNA. NCBI's taxonomy places the organism in Eukaryota, Fungi, Ascomycota, Dothideomycetes, Dothideales, Saccotheciaceae. The record is from the annotation of a GenBank genome assembly.